Ostreococcus lucimarinus CCE9901 is the source of this 1029-nucleotide messenger RNA. RefSeq lists its product with no specific name. Bases 1 to 1029 code for a protein of 342 amino acids. The transcript has a single exon. NCBI's taxonomy places the organism in Eukaryota, Viridiplantae, Chlorophyta, Mamiellophyceae, Mamiellales, Bathycoccaceae. Gene Ontology annotation, molecular function: molybdenum ion binding; catalytic activity; pyridoxal phosphate binding. The record is from RefSeq and is a predicted model, not a curated record.
AUGAGCCCGAAGAUCACCGAACUCUGUUCGUACCCGGUCAAGAGCUGCGCCGGAGUUUCCCUGGACGCCUGCGCGCUGACGUCCACGGGAUUAGCGUUCGAUCGGCUGUUUUGCGUCGUCAACGCUGUCGAUGGAAAGUUCAUCAGCCAACGCUCGCACCCGCGUUUAUCCCUCGUCGCGUGCGCGAUAGAGCCACCGGACGCGUUCACCGAUCGCACCGUGCGCCAGUUCGCGCUGACGUGCGAGACGUCGAGCAUGGCGACGAAAUUGCGCGUGGAGGUGGAUUUGGACGACGCGAGCGGGACGGCGACGUCGGCGACGAACGUGGAGUGUUGGGAGUGGCGCGGGAAAGCGGCGAAAUGCGGCGACGAAGCCGGGCGAUGGUUCAGUGAGUUUUUGAAUCAAACACCGGACGGCGAUGGGGCGGCGUACGAGCUCGUGCGAUGGAUGGGAAAGGGAGGCGCGCCGAGCGCGCCGCAAGACGCCGACGAUUUAGACGUCGACGACGACGUCACGCGUUUAACGUCAGAGAAUUACGGUUCGCGUCGCGCGACGACCACCCUGAGCGAUGGAUAUCCGAUGUUACUCGUCAACGCCGCCUCCGUGCGCGCGAUGCACGAACUCGUGCGCGAGGAAACUGAAAAAUCCAACGCCGCGCCCGUCGUCGUCGACAAUCGACGCUUUCGCGGCAACGUCGUCGUGGACGACGCCAAAGCCUACGCCGAAGACACGUGGUCCGUGAUCGCCCUCGGCGCGCGCGAAGUCCAAGCCGAGUUAUGCAAGCCGUGUUCGCGAUGUUCGAUUCCCCUCGUCGAUCCGGACGUCGGUUCUCCCGCGCUCGGCGCGCCUCUGGCGCGCGCGCUCAGUCGCGCGCGCUCCGGCGCCGCGUUACGAACCGCCAAUCGUCUCUGGCGCCAGUCCCCGUUUUUCGGUUGGAAUUUACUCGUCCCUUCGACGCAGGACGCCACCGUCGUGUUGCGCGUCGGCGACGACGUGCGCGUGUUGGAGACCCGUCCCGCGUUCCCCUAG